CUAUGGCCAUUUACUCAUGUCAAUUCCACAGUUGUGUACAUUAUACUAUUUCCUCGAGUUGUGUACUGCUUUGGUGAAUGCAGAAGUUGCCGGUUAUAAUUAUUACUCAUAAAAUACAUGUAAUUAAGAUCCAUCAACAUGAUUAUAUUGACUGGGAACAGUCUAAAUGAGAGACAUCGGGAGCUGAACACCAAGGUGAAUCAAGCAGUAACAAAUGGUGUGUCGUUUGAUGAAUUCAAAUUACAAAAUGAGAAGACUGACAUUGACAGACUGUUUAAAAUAGACUUGGCAAACAAGAAAAAAGAAUUAGACUACAUUAUCGAGACCCUCAAGUGCGGAGACAGCGUGUAUAUCACCAGAGCAUUAAAAUGUCAAUGGCUUUAUCAAGAAGAGUUUGCCCACAUUGUCAAUCCAGAUUACCUGGAACAACAUGUCUUCCCAGAAAUGCCAUUUAAGAUGAGAAGGAAAUUUUUAAAGCUGAUAUCUCAGCACAUGACCAACAGUGAUCGAGCAGCUCUGUUCUGCUCUUACUGUAUAAAAAUGAAAUUACCGGAAAUAGCUCUCAAGUUUCUGUGGUAUGCUCCAGAAUCAAAGAAAGUAGAGGUGAUUAAAGACCACCAUAUAUUUAUCGCUGUCAAGGACAUGGUAAACAUUGUUGGUGAUUCAUUCACUGUAGCUAGAACUGUGUUAGAUGAAGUAAACGAAAACGAAGUUUGUAAUUUACUAAAACUGCUGAGCUACCUGUAUUCUGUGUCGGAUGUUAAAUAUCUGGAUCUUGUUGAGAAAUAUAUGUUUAAACAUAAAUUAACUUGGCCAUGUAGUCAAAGGUUUGGAUUACGACUUUCUAAACAUAUAAUGAAAAACCACAGAAACAGGCUGUUUUGCCACACAAAAUUGUACCUAAGUAUGCUUAAUAGAAAAAUGCUAGUAAAAUAUAGUACCGCAGACGAAGUAAAAAAAUAUGUUACAAAUAUAAUAUCUUUUUACACAUUCUGGGACUUUUAUAGAGAAUAUGAGUUUAUACUAGAGGUAAUUCCGCUAGAAACAAGGCUACAUUACCUAAAAGAGGUCUUUAUUAAGCACCACCCGGAAAAAGAAUUUGAAAUGAGUAUGGAGUUUUAUUAUGCUGGUUUGUACAAAUUAAUGACAAAUGCAGAGAGAGAAGCUUGGGCCCUGGAACAUGUAGAGUCUGGUCUUGAGCAUUUUGGUCAUGGUCAAGAUUUCAAAUGGUUCGAGUUUGUAUCGUUUGACAAAGCAUUUGAGCCUCUCAAAAAAUACAUAUUAGUUGCUGCUAAUGCUGAUAUCAGGAUCGAUAUUGUCAAUGUGCUAGUCAGCAGCGCACAGUCAGACCGCGAAUUAGAAACGUUGUUUAAUUAUUACUAUCAAAGAUUUGUUAACGAAAUGAUACGUAAUAAAGUUAAGUUUAUUGAAAAAGUUUUAAGUACCCAUAGCUACCAUAAAUUCGAUGAGAAUUGUUGGCAGGCAUUCAAUAAAAUUUUACACAGCAUGGAUGUUUACGACAAUAGGAAUACCUAUAGCUGCAAGGCAGAAUAUAAGUUAAUCGCCAUAGUUUAUGCUAUCGUUCAUAAAAUAGAACUACAUAACGCUCUAAAGCAGCAUAUUGAUGGAAGAUUAAAUUUAAAUUUAUUAAAACAGCAAACUGACAAAUUGCCUUCAGAAAAUGUUGAGAUUAUCUAUAAUUACAUGAGUAAUUACUAUUUACAAAAAAUAAAUGAGUUCAACAUUGAAAACUACGAUGAAAACGUUAAAUUGGGUGUUAGAAAAUAUAUACACAGUCUAUUGGAGCUAAUGAUUCAGUAUGAUAAGCCUAAAAAAGAUAUUCCAGAUAUAGUUAUGGAAUUUGUCGCACUAGACCGCGAGGAAUACAAGGAUAACAGUUUGUUAAAGGAAGAAGAAAUUCCCCUCACACAAUUUGUCCUGAUGAAAGAUUUAAAAAAGGAUGCAUCUAUAGUAGUAUCCAAAAUUACAUUACUCAAUAAAAAACUUGAAAAUAAAACAAGAUUCAGUCUUGCUUAUCUGUUAAGAAAAUUAAAGAUUUACUUUUCUACUGAUAUAGCACUAAACUUUGUAGAAUUGUUUAAUAAAAUACUAUCUUCAGAUGAAUUAUGUGAAGAAAUCUACGAUGCUGCUGUUUACGGAUUAUUUCAUCUAGCAGAGUACGCAGAUAGAGUUGGAUUGGUUACCAAGUAUGUUCCAACUGAAUCAAAAAUUGACCACGUUGAGAUUGAACGGAAAAUAUUGUACAUCAGGAAAGCUAUAUGCAAAUUUGUAUGUUUGUCGCGCCCUAUCGUUCCUUUAUCAGAAACACAGAAGUAUAUAGUUGGUGACUAUUUAAAGUUCUGUUUACCAAUGUUUCAAUCAUAUGCAGCUAAUUUGCAACCUGCUGUGUUAAGAGAAUUUGUCAAGUUCUUGCUAAACUCGCCAGCUUCCAUACUAAAACACGGCAUACGCUUGGCGUUCGAGUGUUUCAGCAUUCAUGAUUUAAAAAUAACAGUGACAAAUAUUUGGAAGAAAAUGAAAAAUGUGUCAAUAAGGUUGGUAGUGUACAAAGAAAUCCACCAAAAAAUUGUAAAUGACUUGCAAGAAGAACUAUAUGAAACUCUCAAAGCGUUCACUCUGGAUGUGCGUGAAGACGACGACAAUGAACUGUUCACAGAAAUGACUAAAACACAGCUUCCAAGUCAUCUCUUAGGCGAUCAUAUUUUAUGUACAUGGCAGGUAUUGAAUACAUUACCUGAUAUACAUAUCAUGAUUAUCCGCAAGACUAGCGUACUGAGGAACAUGGUAGAUCAUUUUGAAUUAAUGCAGCAAGAUGCGGUUGAAUCAAUUGUAUGCGAGCAUAUUACAACCAUGUUUAACGAGGGACAAAUGAAACGCUUAGAUGAAACAUACCUGAGAGAUUUCUUCAACGCUAAAUGGAAUCUGACUGCAAGAUAUCUCAUGUAUCUACCGAGCCAGGAAGUUUUGAAACGUAAAUUGGAGAUUGUAGACACUUUAGUUAAAGAAUCGACAAAGUCGUGGAGGUCUGAACAAGCAAAUAUGUAUGUCUUCCGGGGAUUUUUAGUUGGUUUUGUUGAGGUCCUUAGUAGUAAAAUAUUUUACAAUGAGUCAACCUACUGCUUACACGGAAUUGUGAUAUUAAAACAAGUUUUGAAAGAUUUACUAGAAGCUGUGCCGCUACCAGAGAUAUAUGACACAAUUUGGUAUUUACGGUUGACUAUCAUAGUCGCAAAUACUAUAGUUGAUGCACGACGUACCUUGGCCGAACAAGACGAUUCUAAUAACUUAGUGGCAUUUGAACAGUACAUUGACAACUUUGCUAAAGAAUUUGCAAUAUUAUUUAAUGAAUUUGUGGAGGAAAACAACUGUUACACAUUAGCGAAUAGUAUAAUCAUCGAGUUUUUGGAAACAUUUGCCCGAAAUUUAAUAUCUAACUGGCCCUUUAAAGUGAAUGCCAAAGAGGAGUAUGUAUAUACCGCAGUAAGCUCUAGAUUGGUAGAAAUAGAAAAAUAUGAAACUUAUAAAUUCGCUUUAGAAAUAUUGCCGACGGAAGCAGCAGAUCCGUGUACACAUAACAAGAUAAUAGAUAAAAUAAAAUCCUUCGAAAACGACAAUAUCAGAUACUAUUACUACAAGAAGUUUGAAGAUAACGAGGUUUUAAUAGAAUUUUGAACAUAUUACGAAAUUUAUUCUCUAUUAUAAAUAUAUUGGUUGUAACAUAUAAUGUUGACUGUAUUAUAAACAUUUUAUAUUUUAAAUAAGUAAACUAUUCUGAAACAAACUUGUUUUAUCGUUCGGUUUAGUUUUGGAUUUGAGAAAGACAAUUAUUGAACGAAACGGAAACAAUUCCUCGAAGAGGUUUUUGCAAACAGAUGAGGAAUGCAAUUUACUAUUAAAGCUCUUUGAACAUCGUAUUCUUAAUUAUUAAUAUCACACUAAAGUGUAACUAAUUUAACAAUGUAUAUAGUUCGAAUAUCAAGUCUAGCAUAACUGUGUAUGUAUUUUUUAAAAUUUUUAUUAGAUAAAAACUAUGUUAUGACGAUGGCAAUUGGUAUGGCGUCUACCUUAUGCACUCCUUCGUUUGCAUAAGACGUCACAAAGCAUUUUAUGCAUUGUUUUUUGUAUUUAUCCGGUCUCAGGGCCUGGGAGGAAGAAGGGAUGGGAUAGAGUGAAGGAACAGAAAAGGACAGCCUUGAAAUAUAUUGUACUAGAACAUUUAUAAAGGACGCGUCAUGAGCGUAUCGCUGCAAAAGAUAACUUUUUCAUAUAUUCACUUUCAAUGUACACUACAAGGCCGUUCUCUGACGUAGACGUGCGUCACGCAGUGUGCCUGUUCUGUGUAAUUGUAGAUGGGUAGUAUAUAAUAAAUAUUUUUAUGAGUUUCAUGGUGUGGUUUUUAAAUACACCGUGUUCGCACUAUAGGUAAUUGUAGGCUUGUGGGCUGUAUGCGGUAUAUGUAGCGAUCACCUAACAAUACCCAACGUCACACGCGCCGGUCGGAGCGAGGCGCGUUGCCUCCGCCUCUUAGCGCGCGGCCGGCCAGCCGUCAGGAAGUUGGUCAGCUGACGCAUGUGGCGCAUUUAUAACUCUCUAACGCCUAUCACUAAGCCGAUCAUACUUUUUGUUACUUUGCUUUAGACUCUCUCUUUUUUUCUCUUCUCUCCUAGUGCGGGUUCUACUCUUGCGUUAUUGUAUUUUUUGGCACGGAAUAAAACUCUCUUUUCAUGUGGA
This is a messenger RNA of Manduca sexta (tobacco hornworm), 4752 nucleotides long. RefSeq lists its product as uncharacterized. The transcript is spliced from 2 exons. The coding region runs from base 139 to 3693 and encodes 1184 amino acids. Lineage: Eukaryota; Metazoa; Arthropoda; Insecta; Lepidoptera; Sphingidae. The record is from RefSeq and is a predicted model, not a curated record.